Molecule: messenger RNA, 7485 nt
Organism: Rhopilema esculentum
Lineage: Eukaryota; Metazoa; Cnidaria; Scyphozoa; Rhizostomeae; Rhizostomatidae
Product: octopamine receptor beta-2R-like
Biological process (GO): G protein-coupled receptor signaling pathway
Cellular component (GO): plasma membrane
Molecular function (GO): G protein-coupled receptor activity
Source: RefSeq, a predicted model, not a curated record
AUUCAACUGCCGGGACCGUAGUUAUGAGGGGUGUAUGAGGUGGCUCACUUGCUUUCGAGAAAGCUCCGUUUUUUGCUUCGUCGCUAGGGAUGCUUCGUCGGCCAAUGUUCGACCUUUUCUGCAAAUUAAAAUACGGUUCAUCCCCCGUUGUCGAAAAAGGGGGCCAGAGUACUCGGUGAAGUAAUAAGCGGCUGCCCUGCCAACUGGGUUUCGAGUUUUUGGGUCUCAUUAAGCAGUGGCGGAUCCAGCAAAAAACCUGACUGAGUUCCAGGCCAAGGCUAGGGUCUUUCAGACAAUGCAUUGAUCAUUGUGCAUAAGACAACAUUAUUAUUCAUAUUUAUGCAUUUUGGUACCAUUGAGAGGGGGGGUAGGGACGAUAUACUCACUAAAUCUAGAUUCUAGAUUUCUUUCCGACAGAAAACAGUGCCUCUGCGAAAAAAAUUUUCAACCCCCUCCCUUUCUCAUUCCCCUUUGCUUGUUUUGGAUGCCAUAGCAAAGUUUUUCCCUUUUGUUUUGCUCGCAAUUUGUUGUUUUGCCUCAGUAGACACCAGCCUAUUCAUCAAAAUAUGGUGUUCCGUCUGAGCAUAGGUUUUCCGUGCCACCAAAGACUGCAGUUCAAAGCCCUGAAAGGGGGGCAUGAGUCCGGACAACCUACUGUCCCCGACACCCUAAACACAUACUGUCCCCGACACCCUAAACACAGUUUGUGUGCACUAUGAGUGCUGUGUUCUCCACACAAAAGAAUUUAACUACGUAAGUUUCCCGACAAACCUCUAAAAAAUUGAUUAAUUUUUUCGCCUCUGGACACAUUUCAAAUGUUUUGUCUGGAUAAUACAGUACUGAAGGGGCACAAAGACGUGCCCUUAAAGUGAACAUGUUCUGGGGGGUAUGGGGGCGUGCGCCCCAAUAAAGUUUUGAAUUUCAUGGCGUCUUUUCUGUCUUUGCUGGCUUCCUAGAGACCUAUAAACCCGACAAGUCGGUCGUAUCAAACUUUUUUUGAGUUUUCGGCGCCCUAUACAAGCUUUUGCGCCCCUAUAAAAAUGUCAUCUGGGGGGGGACCUGGCCCCCUUGGCCCCCCCUGCAAGGCCGCCACUGGUGUGCAGAGCAGAUGACCGAAUGUUUAGAUGCUGUCCACUGAUCAGCCCGUUUCGAGUUGAUGAAGUCGAUCCAUCUCUUGCGUCUUCUUUUAGCCUCAGGGCGAUCAUCGUUGUAAAACGGCACUGGAUGAAGUGCAAAACAUCGAUUCUUAUCGGGUAUGUUGCAAGUUGGUAAAAUGCACCUUGCCGGCAUAUCGAUUUAGUUUUUCAAUAGCCUUCCAUGUAUGCUGGCCUUAUAUAUAUAUUUUUGGUUCCCGGUAUGACGUCAGAAACAUUCGAACGAGGCCACUUUCCAUUCAUUCGCAGCGCGGCGCUGAAUCGAAACUGAUUACGUAAUGCGUCAAUAUUUACAACUUUGACGAAUUAGAAAACAAAAACUAUAAGUCCAAUUGCUUAAUAGUUUCGAUUGACGAAAUGUAUGUCUAGUAUCUUAUCGAUAAACGUCAUAAAAGAUUCUAGGUGGAGAGGCACUUUAAUAAUCUGCUAGAAUGCUGCGAUGGUCGUGAGUAUAAGACAUCUGCAGUCGCCAUUUCGAAUUCAAUGUUUUGCAGUUCCACAGUAGAACAGAAACUAUAGGUAGUCAAUCAACUACGGGCCAUUGUACAGCUCUCUUACAAAUAUGGUAUCACCGAGUUCCAGAUGCUGUUUUGACUGAGUUCCAUCCGUGUUCCAAACAAAAAUUUCAUUGUUUCAAUUCAUUCACUUUCGAGGCACAAAAUGUUUGUUUCCGAGUUCUAGACUGCUGUUGUCCUCCACAGCGUCUGGAAAAUCGUUUCCAAAUCAGGACAGAGAAGAAACUGGCAAUUUUAAGAUUUUGAAGAGACUGUAAUAAAACAUAGAAUUUUUUGGUUUCAAUUUUUAAUUAUAAUAUUACUUGUUUCAGACAACACUAUUUUUAGCUGUAUGUUGGAAAACUGACUGUGUUCUGUGCACCAAGGAACUCACUCUGGAUCCCCCUCUGCAUUAAGGGACAAAAAUUAUGUUUUGUAUUGCUUAUGAUAAACGGAAGUUGACAAUUUUAUAAAAUUUGACAAAGUUUACCUGCAAAAAUUUAAAUAGAGUGUUCAAAGAAUUCUUGUAAUUCAACAAAUGCGAUCAAAAAUUUUGUGUAAUUUUAUGAAUACCAUUUUCACUUCUAAUAAACAAAUCAAUUUCUUGGUAAGAUGUUACAGCGGUAUCACAUACUCGUAUUAGGGUAAAUAAUGCUAGCUGAUUGCAUUAACGUAGCGUAAUGCUGCCAACAUGUACUCGGUAGAUAAGAACUUGCACCCCCCCCCCAAAAAAAUCCCUGAAACCGGGCCUGCUACUAGUUAUAAGACCUGUCUUUCAAAUUCUUCACGCUUAGGUAACACUUUUAUUUUUUCAGCUCUUCGUUUUCAAUAGCAGCUGGCAUUCAAGAGGUAAAAGAAACACUCAGAUUUUUCAAGUGACCACGAUCAUAAAGUAAAUACGCUUUGAUUUCCUACACUAAAAAUCACGCAUUGCAGCUUUAAUGUCAAUCAAGCCAUUCACCUUGUUGAUUAAUUAAAUCCGUUAGACCUGUGUAUAUCGAAGUUGUUACUGGCACCCAUAAUUCAAAAACGAACAUUUUUGAAGUGGAGAGUGACAAGGAUGGUCGUAAUUUAAGGCAAAAGUCUUUGAAUUGCGUAAGUAACUGCAGUCUAUGCUUGAGAUUAUGUCAUAUAGAUAUUUUAGCAUGAAGAUUACCUGAUAUCUAUCUAAGUCAUAUAAUUGCCUCCUAUUGUCGAAUAAAUACCAGGGGGUUCGGUAAUCACAUCUCCGAAAAGUACUUGUUAAUUAAAAUGUAGCUGCUUUUGAAAGAAUUUUUGACAAACUGUAUAAAAGCUACUUCUUCAUUUUCUGGUGAUUAUUCAUCAAAGAGGACGUGAGGAAGAUUCUUAGCAAUUCACAACUCUCGUGAAAGAGCUGAAAGAUUCCAACAUAGCUUCAAACUUGUUUAGCGAAGGUGACAACAUUUUUAUUCGUGAUGACGUUGCAGGCAAUAAUUUACUAUUACAUCAGUCCAACAGUUGCUGCGUUGACAGUGAUUUUCAACUUAAUUGAAAUCAUUUUCCUUGUCAAGCAGUACAAGAGGAACAUGUCAGCUAGAAUACAGAGGCAUGCCAUACCGAUUAUAUUAUUCGGAAAUCUUGCUUUCUCCGACCUACUGGUGGGAGUCACCGUAAUUGCAAUCAAAGUAAUGGACGUCCUCUUCCGCGACAAAGUGAUUCCGGUAACACGGACAAAUGUUAAUGUGUACUACAUAUUCAAGUUUAAUAUUUUGAGACUUUCUUUGCUUACAUCCUUUUUCAACUUAAUCUUACUUACUGUGGACAGAUUUCUUGCAGUGCGCUUUCCUCUUGCCUACCGAACCCGGGCUGACAAUAAACGUGCUUUUGUCCUUGUUUUGAUCACGUGGGUCUUGUCAGUAGCAUUCACCUCAAUACACUACUACAUGUCUUUCCAUGCUGGAAUCAACCUUGUCAAGUACGAUCUGGUUAUCUUUCCAGCUGUUGUGAUCCCAGCCACAUUUGCAUUUCCGGUCUGCAACUUCAUGAUUGUGAAGGCCGUACGCAAGCACGGGGAAGGAUUGCGGCAGAUGACAAAUAACACUGCAUGCGUCUCAAACAGUAGAAGCACCAAUAACACCAAAAUGACAAACAGCAGAAGAAAUUCCAGUCAAAGUAUCAACAGAGCCACGUUGCAUAUCAUAAAACGAGAAGCAAAGAUUUAUCGUCUUGCCUUGACAGUUGUUAUUGCAUUCAUAGUAUGCUGGCUGCCAAUGGCGAUUUGUGGCCUUCUCCUGAUUGCAAAAAUACCUGUUGACGGCCAUGUGGUAAAUAUAGUGUUUACACUUGCGUUCACUAAUUCGCUCAUAGAUCCUCUUGCAUACUUUGGUUUCAAAGACAAUAUAAGAAGAAAGAUAAAGAUGCUGUUCCACACUUGUUCAAGCUCAUGCUUCUUACCAGAACAAGGUGGGACCAGAAGCGACGUUCACCUCUUCAGCAUUACGUCUUCCCAAGACAGUCAUCUUAGUCAACAGAUGGGUCAGUCAACUUGUCUUUCAACUGAAACUAUGUUUUAAGCAAUUGACUAAGCCUUUUUAGAGCUGAGAAACAUUUGCAAAUGGCCAAGUUAUAAUAAGAUGGUCACUUUUGCCGCAAGAUAAUGACAGAUUGUACAUUCUGACAAUGUAUUAUGCAAUUGAAACUUUAGUGGCUACUACAGCAUAGAACUGUAAAUAGGACAGUUUGAUUCGCUGAAAAAGAUAGGAAAUCGAUCCCGACUGAAAAUUGCUCCCUUGGGCUAUUUUUAGAAUAGCGUACUUUACGGCGAGGCUCCACAAACGACGUUAUUUUGAUUGUCCACUAACGAGUACCGAACGCCAACUGCUUCCGUGUUUGCAAACUUUGUGACGUCACGGAUAACGCACGCUUUGUCACAGUCGAAACCGUGAAAAUUCGAUAUUCAACCUAAAUUUUAAGAUGGUUCCGCAAGAAAAAAAUCAACUCAGCAUAUAUCAUUCAAAUCAGCAAAUUUUGCUUAUAAACAGUGUGCCUUUAUGUAAACUUGUCAAAUUUCAUUUCAUAGGUACUUUAGCCGUUGUUUGAGCUGUUGAUACCGUUAAAGUUACAAAAUGUAAUGUUUAAACAAGAAGAAUGCUGCUAAGCCUCAUAAUACGGUGAUAAAUGAGGAUUCGAGAUUUGUUUUGCUAAGAGACAGUUUUUCUUCAAAACAAGUUAAAUUCUAAUAGUCACGUUUAUCAACUCUGUGUGAAAGCAUUUUUUGCUUUAGUGCAUGGAUGCGGACAAAAUCAUACUUUUCAUGAGAUCUUUCGAUGAGAAUUCAUGAGAUUUAACGUUUUAACUAUUUUCCUGUAACUUUGAUGUUUCAUGACAGAAGCACAAAUAAUUGAAUAAAAAAGCAAAUGAAAUGGCUUUGUGAAUCAUUAAUUGCAAAUUUACGACGCAAAAGACGCAAAAUCCUCCCUUGACGAAUUUAUAGCCAAAGAUAAACCAGUUUAAGUUCACCAGAAAAUGAAUUGACUUUUAUUGCAAACCUUGGUCAAAUUCAAACUAAUAUGUAUUUGAUGUUAGAAUUGUAAAUUAGGUCUAGUAUGUACGUAUCUUGUAUCUCUGCUAUUAAAGUAACUAACUUUAGAUUAAUAAACUAUAUUAUCAUGUUUGAAAAUGGCUUUGAAAAAAGCAAACAUUUUACAACAUACAAUAUACUAAGAUAAAUUUUUCUUUAGGCUCGCGGCACUGAUUGGUCAACUAUACCGGUCUUGUGCAUGCGUUUUUCUGAUUGGCCUAUUUCGAUCCACAACUGGGUAUAUAUUUUUCAUCGUGUUCUUUCGGACCCUUAUUCUGACGUUUUAUGCUCUGAGGAGUGUCAGACGAAAAAGCUUUUUGUAUGUUGUAAAAUGUUUGCUUUUUUCAAAGCCAUAUUACUGUACCGCAAACAAAUUAUCAUGUUUGCUUUUUUUAAAGCCAUAUUUUUAUUAUGAAAUAUUAUUAUGUUCUAUUCAUCACACGGUAUUCAAAUUGCAAUUAAUCUUUCACAUUUAUUUUCCUUCUAACUAGUGAAUUUGUUUGCCAUAGGAUUCUGCGUAGUUUAACCCAGCAUUAGCCCCAGUUCCCUUAUAUCUUUUUUAUUCACUUUAUUUAAUGUUGUUUUACAAAAUAAUAGCUAAAAAAGAGCUAAUCAACACCAACUUGUAACAAUAUCAAAUGUAAGAAAAAUCGUUAUGUCUACAAGUAUCCAAUAUUAUGAUACAAUACAAAGUAAGAUCCGUUUGUUUAAUUUUAGUUUUGAAUACUUUAAAAUUUUCUGUCGAUCGAAUAUCUAACGGUAUAGAAUUCCACAGUUCAUUACAUCUAUAGGAUAUUGUACCUAGCCCAUAAGUAACAGUGUUCAGCAUUUUUGUAUAAACGAUUGAUUUCGUAAAUUAUAUGCAAGUUCAUUCAGCCGAAAUGGGCUCAGCCUCUUUGCUAAAAUCCACGAAAUUUUUACUUAACAAUGUGAACUACCUGAAUUGUUGAAGUGAUUCCAAAUACACAACCGAAAAUCAUUAAUACAAAUACAAGCAUAUUGGGGUGACAAUCGGUGUUGUAUUGGUUGUGGCUUCUAGAGUUUGCUUAAAGCACAACCUCCCUCUUAACUGUUCAAGACAGCAUCCCUGUUCAAGUAAUGAUUGGGAAACCAACCAGAGUUUGCCCAAUAUAAAACCAACUGAUGCUAAUUCUUUGCAGAGAUAAUCCCAUUUCUGGUCCCUUGGAAGAAUUAUUCUGCUUUAACAAAGAUUUAAAAGAAGUUCAAAUGUGUAGAAAAAGACUAGAUAUUACAACUCGAAUGAAGAAGAAAUCAUUAUCAAGAUACAUUUGGCGUGUUAACUGUUUUGUUUUCGUAUUAUCUUUGCAAAACCAACAAGAUGUCAGGCUUUUGCAAAACCUGAACAUGUUGUUACUACAUCUUUCAGAUGUUUUGACUAACAAAUAUAUUCAACUUUUUUCUAGAACUUGAAAGGCCAGUGUUGUUUUUUGUUACUGUACUACAACAUUUUUGCUAGGCCUUUGAAGUACACGAUUUUGUGUAUAGAUGCAGAACAAUUUGCAACCUUUUUGACCGUUCACUAAAAAACAAUAAAGCAAAAAUGUAAAGGACAUUUUUCAUGUUAACCUUUGCUUAAAUUCUUAAUUCUGUUUAGAUGCUUUAACUAGAACUGCCAGGUCAGGCGAGAGGGACAGGAAGCAGGGACAAAUUGAUUGCCCUAAACUGAGAGGGGCAACUUUUAUGGAGCUUGAAAUUUUCAGUUUUCUCCCACGCUAGUUAUAACUUCAAUUUAGUUUUCUGAUAUUUGAACUUCAUUCACGAUAUGUUGAAAUUUCAUUUACAAUGUUUUUGAUGAAAGUUUUGCAUAUUUGAUCAUGAAUGACAGAUCCAUAGAAAUAACAGCUGUUACAACAAAAGCACACUUUUCCAAUGACGUCAUCGUGGACAUUAUGUCCCAGGCUCCAGAAGUCUUAGCUGAUUGUAUGUAUGUUGCAUUUGGGUGAAGUUCUGCGUUUCAGCUUCAGAUUUCAUAUUAAAAUCCAUUAUAUCCAAUUAGCAGUGAUAUCUUUGACUAAGUAAUUGAAAAUUGUUUUAAGGAACAAUCAACGGAAGAUAAAAUAAUUAUUCUCUUUUGAGAGCAAUUUGGGAUUUACAUUCGGGCUGUUUUCGUAUCUAGCAGCUUGCGGUUUUCAGUAAAAAAUGCUAGUAUUUUAAGCUUGUUUGAAAAAUAGCAGCAAUUUGUGUCUGUUUGGAUUUAGAAUUGGGCUCGAUGGAUUUCGUUGCUAAUGUUGCCAAAUCUUCCGGUACCUAAAAAUGAGAUAUCGAUUUGCUGACA